Molecule: messenger RNA, 1751 nt
Organism: Brachypodium distachyon (stiff brome)
Lineage: Eukaryota; Viridiplantae; Streptophyta; Magnoliopsida; Poales; Poaceae
Product: dol-P-Man:Man(5)GlcNAc(2)-PP-Dol alpha-1,3-mannosyltransferase
Exons: 13
Coding region: 166-1437 (423 amino acids)
Cellular component (GO): endoplasmic reticulum
Molecular function (GO): dol-P-Man:Man(5)GlcNAc(2)-PP-Dol alpha-1,3-mannosyltransferase activity
Source: RefSeq, a predicted model, not a curated record
GGUCCGGGGGCCGAACAGAAGCCGGCCUCCGCGUACAAGCCCAAUGCAGCGGCAGUUAGUUGUGCCAGCCGACGAACGAGCUGCUGACCUCACCGGCCGGCGAAAAUCGGCUCGCCUCUUCCCAGAUCUGCUGCGGGCGGUGCCUGUACCUGGACGCCGGCAAGCAUGGCGCGGACGCGGACGAUGAAAGAGCGCGGGGCGAGCGCGCCAGGGACGCCGGCGGACCGGAGGCCGCUCUACUUCGCCGCCUUCCUGCUGCUCGCCGACGCCGCGCUCGUCGCCCUCAUCGUCGCCUUCGUCCCAUAUACCAAGAUCGAUUGGGACGCCUACAUGUCUCAGGUGGAUGCUUUUCGGGAGGGGGAGAGGGACUACACCAAGAUCGAGGGCGACACGGGGCCGUUGGUCUACCCGGCCGGCUUCCUCUACGUCUACUCCGCCAUCAAGUUCCUCACCGCCGGCCAAGUGUUCCCUGCUCAGAUUCUGUUCGGCGUCUUGUACAUUGUCAACCUGAGCCUCGUUAUGUUGCUCUACGUCAAGUCUGAAGUGCUUCCUUGGUGGGCUCUAGGUUUGCUUUGCUUAUCAAAGCGAAUUCACUCCAUCUUUGUGCUCCGUCUUUUCAACGAUUGUAUUGCUAUGACGUUGCUCCAUGCUGCUAUGGUUUUGAUUAUCUAUCACAAGUGGUACCUCGGUCUAAUUAUUUUCAGUGGAGCUGUCUCAGUUAAGAUGAAUGUGCUCCUUUUUGCUCCAUCUUUGUUUCUGCUAAUGUUGAAGGCCAUGAGUAUCAAAGGAGUCGUUUUUGCCUUGUUAGGAGCUGCAGGAGUACAGGUUUUGUUGGGUUUCCCAUUCUUGUUGUCACAUCCUGUGGAGUACAUCUCAAGAGCUUUCGAUCUUGGGCGUGUCUUCAUCCAUUUCUGGUCUGUCAAUUUUAAGUUUGUUCCUGAGAAAUUGUUUGUAUCAAAAGAGCUAGCUGUCGCGCUAUUGUUUUUUCACCUCACUGCUCUCAUGGUGUUUGCGCACUACAAGUGGUUUAAGCACGAAGGUGGGUUGUUCCGUUUUGUGCAUUCCAGAUUUGGAGAUGCUACAUCGAUUCAACAGCUUAUUUCCUACAAGCCGGAGCAUAUUGUGACUGUCAUGUUUGUUGGAAACUUUAUUGGCAUUGUGUGUGCCCGGUCAUUACAUUACCAAUUUUAUUCUUGGUAUUUCUAUUCAUUGCCUUUUCUUUUGUGGAGAACACAAUUUCCAACAGUAGUAAGGAUUAUUUUGUUUGUUGGCGUGGAGCUCUGCUGGAAUAUUUAUCCUUCUACUGCCUAUUCAUCGCUGCUUCUGCUGUUCUUGCACAUACUCAUCUUGUUUGGCCUAUGGAGGUCACCUGCUGAGUACCCCUAUGUCGAUAAAAAGGACAAGCCACACAGUAACAAAUUGGGCAAGGCAAUGUGAGGAUUCCCUGCAUAAUAUUUUGAUCUUUUGAUGUAGGAAUAGUAAAUAGAAACUGGGAUACAAACAGCAGAAAGGUCUUCUCCAAAUCUGAAAAGAGUGUACUUUGACACACUGUAUUUUUAGUCUUCUAGCAUGGCUGCACUCUUGCUGUGAGCCCAAGUUUUUUAGAGUAACAUCUAGUCAUACCAAAACAUACAUCAGGUGUAGCCUGUCAACAAUAGAUGAAAACAGUUUCUGAAUAUGCUGUUGUUAUACUGUCUUCUUGACUCUAAAGACCUGGAAAUAUAUAUCUGGAGUCUCUUUUCGUCCCUUGA